CUCCCUGUCUGGGAACUUUUCCUUCUGCGCGGAGGAGGGGCUGGGCUCGUCCCGCGACCUGGAGGGCUUCCCUCUCCUCGAGUGGGCAGGCGUUGGCGGCGGAGGCUGCAGCGGGCGGAGCCUCCUUCUUCUCCUGCCGCGGACUCCCUCGCCUUCUCGGACUUCUUGCUCGCAGCCGAGGCGCGGCGCAGCGCCGUCUUAGCGCUAGGUUCUCCCCGUCCGUCCGUCUCUCUCCUCCCUCUCUCCGCCACGGCCUCCUGCCCAGAUGAGGCUCCGUCCCUUAGCGCUGAAGACCCGCCGGAGCGACGGGAGGGCCGAAGAGUGAGGCAGCAAGGAACCGCUGCCGCCGGGAAGCACAGGCUGCUGGGAGCCCCAGGCGGGAAAGCCCCGGCGCUGCAGCGCAAGCGGCUCCAGCCACGCUGGAGGUCAGCAAAAGAGCAGCAGCCCGCCGGGCGCGAUUUGACAGUCAUGAAACGGAUCAUAUGUGCCAUUCUCUUGGGUGCGGGAGUGAUGUAUGUUAUACUACACCGAAACCUGCGACGGACAAAUGACUAUUGGUUGUCCCCUACAGAUGGAGGAGACAGAAAAGGACAAAUAAUAGGUUGCCCUUACAAACCUGGCAUUUCAUCUUUAAUAAAGGGGAAAAAAUUCUAUCCUUUUCUGUGCACUGACAAUUAUGUAAAAGUGUCUGGGGACCAUGGAAGUGACAGGAUCGAACUACCUUAUGGAAUAAAAGGAGCAGAAAGGUAUUUUCAUAUGGCACUUUCAAGACUACAAAACUGCAGAGUAUUCACUGAAGAUGAUAGCAACCCAUCCUGUAAAAAAUGUGUUGUUGUUGGCAAUGGAGGGGUGCUUCGAAACAAGAGUCUGGGGGAGACAAUUGAUUCUUAUGAUGUUGUAAUCAGAAUGAAUAAUGGACCUGUUGUAGGCUAUGAAGAAGACGUCGGAAGAAAGACAACAUUCAGGCUCUUUUAUCCAGAGUCUAGUUUUUCAGAUCCAAUUCACUAUGACCCUAACACAACUGCGGUUCUUGUUGUCUUCAAGACCCAUGACUUAAAAUGGCUUUGGGAUCUGCUAAGUGGCCAGCGUUUAAUAAGAACAAAUGCCUUCUGGAAAAAACCAGCAACACAAAUGAUAUAUAAACCCAACCAAAUCAGAAUCCUUGAUCCCGCCAUUACCAGGAAAACAGCCUAUGAACUGCUCCACUUGCCCACAAAGUUCUCCAAACAUGUGAAACCCAAGCAUCCCACCACAGGGUUAAUUGCCAUUGCUUUUGCAUUUCAUAUAUGCAGUGAAGUUCACCUGGCAGGCUUCAGGUACAACUUUGAGGACCGAAACAGUUCUUUGCACUACUAUGGUCAUGACACCAUGUCCCUGAUGAUCCAGAAUGAAUACCAUGAUAUUUCUGCAGAACAAAGGUUUCUGAAGGAACUUGUGGACCGCAGCAUUGUGGUCAAUCUCACAGAAGAAUAAAUAUGGAAGAAUAAUCACUAUUCACCACAAGACUGAUCUGGGGUGGGACGGGGACUCAUUUUUUAUUUGGAUUCUUAUUUUUUAAUAAGAUAUCUGCCAAGUUAUUUAAGAAGACACGUUGUGCAUAACCCCCAAGUGUUGAAAACGCUGAAGGAUGCCUUUGCCUUGUUGAUACUUGACCAGCAAGCAGCCAUCAGAGUUAACUGACAUAUGUGGAUUUAUUUAAUAAUGGAAGAAACGCAACCUUCCGCGAAUAGUGUUGGAGAUCUAUAAAAAUGAUAGAACAUGGAGUGGUUUCUUU
Messenger RNA from Lacerta agilis (Sand lizard), 1774 nucleotides. It is a transcript of the gene ST3GAL6, whose product is annotated as ST3 beta-galactoside alpha-2,3-sialyltransferase 6. Lineage: Eukaryota; Metazoa; Chordata; Lepidosauria; Squamata; Lacertidae. Gene Ontology annotation, molecular function: beta-galactoside alpha-2,3-sialyltransferase activity. The record is from RefSeq and is a predicted model, not a curated record. The transcript has 10 exons. Bases 469 to 1473 code for a protein of 334 amino acids. Gene Ontology annotation, biological process: glycolipid biosynthetic process.